AUGGCCUCGGCCCUUCAGUCCCCGGAGACCUCCAUGGUCGAACCGUCUCCUGUUCUGUCAAGAUCUUCCCGAGCUCAAUCGAAAUCGAAAUCGAGAUCGAGAUCUAGACCAGCACGGCGUCGUCGAAACUCGUCCCCCUCACCAGAUUCCUCUCCACCCGGCCUCCCCACGCCAGCAUUCUCGCCAGAUGGGCAAACAGACGAUGACGACAUUAUUGAAGAUACAUUAUCACCAUUUGAUGCCCGCCGCAUCACACCUACUCUCCAUGCGUCCCUCGUUUCUGAAAUUCUUUCGUUGAGGCGGGACAUUGAAAAUAAAACCAAAGCAAUCGAUUCAUUGGAACAAAGCUUGGAUGAAUCACGAACUGAAUGCGAGACCCUCGGGGAGAACCUCUCCGAGGCUGCGCGUGAGUCUCGAUCCUUGAAACAUCAGAUUCAACUUUUAGAAGGUGGAACAUCCUCUGCAAUUACGGAACUUGCUCGUGAGCGGGAUGUGGCGGUGGAAAACAUCAAUGAUGUCCGUAGAAAGUUGGAGCAUGCGCAAAAGAAGGCCCGCCAUCGAGAUGAGGAGGUCGAGCGGACACAGAUGCUGUGGGACCGUGACCGAGAAUCAUGGGACAAUGAACGACGGAAUAUGGAGCGCAAGAUCCAUGUUGUGGAAGGUCGUCUCAAGACGGUACUAAAUGAGGUUGCUGCUGCCCAAGAGGCCAAAACACUUCACUCCCAAAAUAGUGAAAAUGAUAUUGCCGCUAAGAACAAGGUCAAGGGAAGCGAUACGGCCAGUGUGGCUUCGAGCAGUCAAGGUCGUCGGCGUACGAGCAUGACCAGUGUAACCUCCAACGAGGAUAACCCUGAAGUUGAUUUCCACAAUGUUCGGUACUCGGUCAUCAGUAUGGCCCCUGGAAAGGGUGAUUCAGGCGUCAAUCUCGCCGAUGAACUGGCAUUCGAUGAGGAAGAGGAGUUUGCUGCAACGGAGGAGGAUGAGAGUCCUGAGUCACCUGAAGCUCUUCCCGAAGAACGACCUAUGUCUGUCAAUUCAGAAGCUUCCCACUCGGUGGCAUUCAAGGCCCGGAGGAUCCUUGGGCUGUCUAUGCAAAGCACAGGCUCUGCUGCGACGGAGUACCGUGCUUUCGAACAAACUCCCUCUUUACAUCAAGCUUCAGGGGAAUCACCUGUGGAAUACUGUGAUAUUGGAAUUCAGUACUCGCCUCCAGCGUCCCCCAAAAUUCCAGAGAGCGUGGAAGUGAGCAACCAAGGAAUCGACGACGAUCAAGCAUCCGAUGCAGACGACGAGAGUGAUGAGAACAACGAUGUCACAGAGAUGAAGGACUGUUCCACCCUCACAAUCGCAGUUGAGAUGGUGUCCUCGUCUGUUCAAACCAUGGGCGAACUGCCUAGUCCCCCAUGGACGCCCAAGGUGCCCGAUUCUCCUAUUCAGCAUGAAGACGAAGAAGAAACCGUGGAACCAGUGGAGACAGUUCAGAUGGCAGAGGCUUCUACCCAGACUGAUCCAGCUCCGGAAACUCCAGAACCUGUGGAAAAUGUGAAGACUUUGUUAUCCCCUGGUGAUAUUCCAUCACAAAUGGAUAUUCCCAUGAUUGCAAUUCAUCCACCUGGUUCUGAACCAGCAUCUCCCCGCGAUAGCGUUGUUCUUCCCCCGCAGACGAAGAGUAUGUCUGUUCAAACCAACUUUGGAUCAAAUACCGAGGGACGGUCUAUCGCCAUUCAGACUGAAGAGAUUCGCAUUGAUAAACGUCCAGUCAAGCUUCCGGCUAGUCUCCUGCCUUCGGCCAUUCCUGAUCUGCCCACCACAUCUGAACUUCAAGAGGCGAAUUUGAAUGCCCAGCCCUAUCGGGCACCUAUUCCUCCUCCUCGCUCAGCCAAAAGGAAUCAACCACGGCCUUCUACCGCUGACCGUCCUGUGAAACCACCGCGAGCCCAACACUCGGAGCCCCUGCAGGCAUAUCAGGCCUACCCUGGAAACAACGACAAUGGACCUCUUUCAAGCGAUUUGGUAUCUGGAUUAAGACGGCCCUUCCGUUCAAGCAGCCUCUUUGCAGGAUUCGAACAAUUGAGUGAUGAUGAGGGCCCUGAGGCAGAAGAACGAGAUAUCUUCACGGAUGACGAACUUCUCAAUCGACCUUUUGCCUCCUAUACCCUGCGUCGUGGCAAGUUGGUCAACGCUAAAUCAAGAACAAGCUUGGAUGAAAUGACUCUCCCCGAAAUUGACGAACAUCUCUCAGACCCAGAGUCCAGACCUUCUGAUGUUGGUCGCGCCUCGUCUCGUGCGACUCAACGGACAGCUUCAAGUGGCCGACAGCCUGGUAUGCGCAAAAUGGCCAUGAUUUCAAGUGGAGCAGCAGCCCACCAUAGAACCCGUGCCCGCAGUCCAAGUGAACCAAGCAUUGAAAGCGGCAGUGCAGGCUCAAGCAUUGCCCCUCCAUUCCCGGUACCAAUUCGCCUUAGCUCGCGCAAUAUUCCAUUGAAUGGCAGUGAUGGACCCCCGAGCCCAACUCGCUCUGCGGGUCGACAGUUCUCUGAUCGUGGUGCGCGCACCACCCUGGUUCGCCGACCAACACUACGCCGAGUCCGCUCUGCAGCUGCGAUGUCCCAAAGCGAAAUCACUGAGCACCCAGAAACACUCUCGUCUCCCACCCGUUCAGCAUCUCCAUUUGCAUUCGACAGCAGUCCUCCCUAUCGCCCGCCCCCUCUUCCCCGUGAUGAUAUCACAGUUCCUCGCGUGCGCCAGGAGGUUCCGAAGCGAUCCUCCCAUCGUCAAGCUGUGCCUUCUAUGAACUGGGACCAUGAGCGACGGAACUCAGUUGGUGGCGUGCAACCGACGAGUGUAGUUGAUGCCAUUGCCCAGACUAUGGUUGGUGAAUGGAUGUUCAAAUAUGUUCGACGCCGCAAGUCUUUCGGUAUGGGCGAGUUCAAGGAUUCUUGGGAGGGACGGAAUCCCGAUGAAGUAUCCGCCAAUAUCACCAACAGCGGAGUGCGCCAUAAAAGAUGGGUUUGGCUUGCUCCGUACGAAGGCUCCAUUAUGUGGAGUAGUAAACAGCCAACAAGUGGACCCGCCUUGCUGGGCAAGAGUGGCCGAAAAUUCACUAUUCAAUCAGUAUUGGAUGUCAAAGAUGAUAAUCCAAUGCCUAAGGGCUCCGGAGCCGGGGCUCAGGCCUUUAAUCGCUCUAUUCUCGUGUUGACCCCACAAAGGGCUCUCAAAUUCACCGCACUCACCAUCGAACGUCACUACGUCUGGUUGACUGCACUCUCAUUCCUUAGUCAUUCUUCAAUGGGUAUCCAAGACCUAGCGGUACUACCACCAGUGCCACAAGAGGAGGUCGAAUCUCCCAUCCCUUCACGAGCGACUCUCCGUCGCAAUCCUAUCCGCGAUUCCAUCCGAGUUGCAAAAGGUCGUCCACGACCUAUGCCCAAGGGCAAGCGCUCUUUCCCUGGGGCCACAGCGCCCGUCCCUGAGAUACCCGCCGGUGAUCUGGAGAGCCUUAAUUCAAUGGCUGCCGACGCACCUCAUGUCCCCCGUUUUUCUAAUCAUAAUCACCAUAAUCGCAAACGCAGCAACACGGCACCUCGCCCUCCUGCACUCCACGCUAUACGCAGUUUCUCCAGUCAAGGCACCGCACAGAGCGGCACGACUGCCGGCUCCGCGGAGACCUACUUCUCACCUACACUACCACCGGGUCUUCCUCCGGGUGUUGGAAUUGGCAUCGGAAGUGGUCCCAGCAGUACCAGUCGCCGGACAUCCGAGGCUAGUGGCCGUACUAUGAACACAACGCAGAGCAACAUGUUCGAUAUGGGCACUGUUCGCAUGGAGGCUUUUAUUGAUCACCAUGCGGAACAGAUUAAUCGACCUCGUCUUCCGCCACAGCCUCGCUCUCGACAUGUACGCAAGACUUCCAGUCAAUUGAGUCAUGGUCGUUAUGAGUAUGAUGCGCCCUCUGUUGAUGAAAGCGAACUGUCUUUCCGACCGGAUGAUCCUUUCCGUGGCUUCUAA
Messenger RNA from Penicillium malachiteum, 4008 nucleotides. RefSeq names its product putative nuclear migration protein. NCBI's taxonomy places the organism in Eukaryota, Fungi, Ascomycota, Eurotiomycetes, Eurotiales, Aspergillaceae. Gene Ontology annotation, biological process: establishment of mitochondrion localization; maintenance of protein location in cell cortex; dynein-driven meiotic oscillatory nuclear movement. The coding region runs from base 1 to 4008 and encodes 1335 amino acids. Gene Ontology annotation, cellular component: cell cortex; mitochondrion. The record is from RefSeq and is a predicted model, not a curated record. The transcript is spliced from 2 exons. Gene Ontology annotation, molecular function: phospholipid binding; tubulin binding.